CUCCAUCGCUAUUCUCGUUCUCAAGUCUGAACUUGCCCCCUCUCUCUCUCUCUGCAACUGCAAACUGCAAACUGCAAAAUCUACAAGAAUCAGAAGUUCAAAGCCCAUAUAUUUCAGUUUAUCUAUCUGUCUGCAAGAAUCAAAACCUAUUACCUAUAUCAAAACCCAUAUCGGCAUAUCAUUUCAGAUUGUUCAAAAAAUCAAAACCCAUAUCUUUCAGUUCCCAUCGCCUGCUGUUCCAGUUCGGGUUCGCCGUUCGCAAGCUUCAGCCGCUGUCCCGCUGUCUCUCAACUCUCAAGCUUGCCCCCUCCCUCUCUGCAACUGCUAACUCGUAUGGUUAACAUCAGGCCUUAACAUUUAGCAAGAACAAGGUUCAAGAAACAUGCCUCCUCAGUCAUCGGGUCUCUUUUCUGAAAGAAGAGAGUUGAUGGGAAUGGGUGGUGUGGGCAAAAAGAAAGUAGAUGACGUGAAGGAUAAUGUGCUGAACCUUCCUAUGAUCUGCUUCAUGGGCUUCACGCUCAUUGACUUUGGUUUGCUCCUAAGGUCAAUGACUCAGAGGGAGCCCUCUCCAGCAGAAAUGAAGAUUUAUGCCAUUCACAAUAUAGUCAAGGAGAGAGAUGAGACCGCGGGUCAACAAAUUAAAACCUGUUUUAACAUACCAUUGCUGAAUGGUUCUCAAAGGUGGUCUGGUUUUGGAAAUCCAUCCUCAGGAUUUUCUUUUGCUGUUUCUCCUAUGUUAACACAGCUUUUGAUUGCGAAAUGUUAUCACGGUGAUGGCAGCUUUUUUGACCGAAGCAAGCUUUUUCCUCUACAACUCAAGCAAAAAUUGCUUGAUUUGAAAUGUUUUUUAUGUGAAGACUAUGGCGAUCUUCGAGCUUGGGGUGUAGUGAAUAGAAAUAACAAUUAUGCAUCAGUUCCUGAUUUUGUCAGGUUGUUGAAUAAAUUUUGACGUGCGAGAGACGGACAAGGUUUUUCAAUUCUUUGACAAUAGGAAGCAGCAGCAGAAGGAUGUGAAAUCAUUUGUCGUAGAAUUUUCUUGCGACACUCUUCUGAAACGACCCAUAAUAACCCCCUCUGGAGAGAACCAUAAAAAUUAAUGUUGAUGCGUCCUACGUGCAUGGGAUGCACCGUGCUGGUUUUGGAGCAUCCUACCGCAAUUUCAUGGGUUGCUUGGUUAAUAAAAAAUAUUGGUCGAUGAGGGGUGUUCAUUCAGCGUACGAGGCUGAAUUAUAUGCAGUAUACCAUGUCCUUCUAUAUGCCAAGUGGUUGAAUUACGAACAUGUUAUCUUGGAAUCUGACCCUUGAAUGCGGUUGUUGCAGUUAAUGGGGGAAGUCACCCAAAUGACUCCAACUUCAUAAUCAAGCAUAGGGAGAACAACAUUUGGGUCUCAUUCAAAGGAUCUCUACAUGCCACUUGACUCACUGUCUAGCAGUUUUCCCAAGGAUAAGAGUUCAGUUCCAAACGGAAUAAGGCGAUUGAGGUCUGUUCAAACAUUCCUCUCAGAUGGACACUUCGUUUUUCAACAUCCGCUCCAGCCUUACACGUCAUCUCCAUCAUUCUUGGGUGAUGCUUAUUCUGUGGGUUCUGGUAGACCCAAAGCAAUGAGAGUGUCUGGAGGAUAUCUUCUAUCAAUAAAUCAAUUUACCUCCUUCACAUUAGCAAUCAAGAAAGGGAUAACUCGCAUUUGAUUGUUUAAUAAUCUUUGAAGGAGGGGCGUGGUAUGUGGAGGUUGUGUUGUUCAGGACGUCCCUAACACCAUAGCUGAUCAGAAUCGCCACUUCUGAUCAUUUUGCAAGUGCUUUUGGUGCUCAACAAGUGCUGGAUUGUUGACGGUUUGAAUUCACCUAUCUAUAUGGCUAUGCAUGUAUUAUAGCUGCAGCGACAUGGUUUGAUGAUCUAGAGAAUUUUGUUCUACAGACUGACCAGAAGAAGAGCAUAGAAUUGUGUUGAUUUCAUUUUUCUGCACUGUGAUUUAUGUUCUUCAUCCGAUUCUCUAAUUCUUUUGUAAGCUUUGAAGAAAUAUUCUGAAUUCUUCUUGUUUAAGAAAUUCAUGGGUCGUUAUACUUGUUACCGUUUGACGUAUAAGAAUUCCAAGUUUUUUAAGUCUUAGAAUGCGCUUGAUUGAUCUCUGACAUUGGGGGUUCUUUGUUCACAGUGGAGAAAUUUUUAGGAAAGGCAAUUUGCAACUAGUACUUUGAAGCAGGGGGCGGAGGGAAGGGGGCUGGGGGUGGCCAUGGGCCCCCCUGAUUUUUUGAUUUUUUUGUUUUUGAUUUAUUUAUUUUUGUAUAGGUAAAAAGUAAAAAUAGUAUACCUAUGGUAUAAAAUCUAUACUAGGCCUCCCAAGAAAAAAUAAAUUUUUUUUCUUUAAUUAGCAUUUAACAAAAGAU
This is a messenger RNA of Cornus florida, 2388 nucleotides long. RefSeq lists its product as uncharacterized. The record is from RefSeq and is a predicted model, not a curated record. Lineage: Eukaryota; Viridiplantae; Streptophyta; Magnoliopsida; Cornales; Cornaceae. The transcript has 10 exons. Bases 383 to 949 code for a protein of 188 amino acids.